Molecule: messenger RNA, 5004 nt
Organism: Dictyostelium purpureum
Lineage: Eukaryota; Evosea; Eumycetozoa; Dictyosteliales; Dictyosteliaceae
Exons: 3
Coding region: 1-5004 (1667 amino acids)
Biological process (GO): chemotaxis
Source: RefSeq, a predicted model, not a curated record
AUGGAUGUGGAGUUAGAUGAAGAUUUAUAUAGAUACGAUACUUUAUCAUGUCCAUACUACAAAUGUCCCCCACCAGCAAAUGAAAAUAUAGAUUGUUCAUGCGAUUAUACAAAUGUUAACGAUUGUCCACCAACGAUAGGACGUGAUCCAUCAUGUGAGCCAUGUCCUGAAAAGAUCGAGUAUUAUGAUGGAGAUAAAAUGGACCUAUCCGAUGCUUGUGGAGGCGAUUGGACAGUAUUGGAGUACAACAAAAAGUACAAUUAUAGUAUCACAGAAACAGCUUUUUUUAGAAUUAAAGCUCCUUCAUUUGGUUGUAAAGGUACUUCAUUAAAAAUCAAUUCAGUAGAUGGCUUUGGUCCAUCGUAUAUUGGGCCACUCAACGAAAUGUACUAUAUUCGUUAUUCAUCAUCAUUAAGUCCACAAAGAAAUGUAUUACUCAAUUUAUGCCCAUCCGAUAAUUGGUCACCAGAGGAACAUUACACUUUCACAACUUCAUGGACUAGAGAUACUUAUUUCAUUAGAGUUGAUCCAACUACUUCAAUUUUCAAUUUUACCAUUGAACUUCAAAAUUAUGAAAUUCCAAGCGAUGCACCAUCAGCCUGUACCCCAAUUUCUAGUGACCAUCAAUGUAUUACCACCAAUCAAGUUAUAAUGGGUGAGGGUAAUAAUUCAGUGCCAAUCUAUUAUAGCUACCAAGUAGAGAGAGCAGGCCAGUAUUUCUUUAAUGCACCAUCAAUUUACCAAAGUACUUCAUUUUAUAUUUCAAAGGACCCAAAUAAUAAAUAUCCAGAUGAAACAAAUGGUUAUUGGCAAUUAGAGGAAGAAUUUGAUAAUUUCUUAUUUUUUAGUUUUGAUGAACCCACAACAUUAUAUAUUACAGCAGUAUCAGUUUUUGCAACCAAUUUUACAUUUUCUAUUUGCGACCAAGGUUUUAAAUCUCGAUAUUCAGUAUCAUCAAUGACAUCACCAACCGAAGGGGCCUUUUCAUUAACAUUAACAUCAAGAUUAUUAUUAGAAGAUGGCCAAAUUUUAAAUAAUCCAACUUACCAUGGAUCACUUACCUAUUCUGUUUUAUACCCACAAGUGGAUAUUUCACCAAUGUUUCCAGUUCCCUUAUAUUUCCAUGCCUCUUCAAAGUUUUCAGAUCUUAAAAUAACUAAUAAUAUCGCACAUUAUAAUGAAUUUAAACCAAAUUCAUACCAAGCAGCAGUAUUAUUAUCAACAUCAAUUGGAAAAACAAAUAUAAACAAAUUUUAUGAUUUCGAAACAAUAUUAAACUCGAAAUUAGAAUUUUUAUCUACAAUAUUUGAUAAAGAUGGAAAUGCAAUAAAUAAUAUUGUUGGAUUUGAAGAGAAAGUUUUAGAAUGCAAUGAAACAGAGUUUAAUCAAAUAUUUCAAUUAAUUGAAGAAACUCAAAAGGUAUUGUUCAAUAUUUCAGAUUUUGACGAGUUAAAUAAUUAUAGAUACACAUUAGACUCAUUACAAAUUAGUGAUGGCUGGGUAGGUUGUAGCAAUAAGGCUGUUCAAUUGUUAGAAAUGGAGUCUAUACCUAAAAACAUAUCAUUGGUUUAUUGUCCAUAUAAAAGAGAUGAUCCAGAGUAUUCACAAGACCCAUGCUGUAAUCCAUUAAUGACAUAUUACGAAUGUUGUAACCCAAGAGAAACCUCAUUAAAUUUUACAGUUUAUAGUAAAGGUGACCAGUCUCUAGUUGAAGAACAAUGCUCAAGUAUCGAUUGCACCUUAUCAGUAUUGGCAGACUAUGGCAAAUCAUUAAGUAAUAUAGAUGCUUGCACCGUACCUGACAUUGAGCCUCUUAGAAUCAAAUUAGAAUCUACAACUGUUUUACGUCAAUGUAAGAGUGUUUUAGAACCACCUUAUUGUACAACUGACCAAGAUUGCCAAGAGUAUAGCGGUAAAGAAUGCAAUUUAUAUUCAAGAACUUGUAUGCCAGAUUUCGAAAUAUUGGAUAAGAAGUAUAUAAGAUGUGCUUUAGAGAAUUUAUCAAGAAACGUAGUUUUCUCUUUAUUAGAUGGAACAAUUAAAGUUGAUGAUGCAGUCGUUCAAUCAGUUUAUGAUCAAAAUCAAAAAGAAGAUUGCGUUGGUUUUUCAAGUAUUUAUGAUCGUUCAAAAUUUGCUUGGAAAUCUUAUGUUUCGCUCCCAUUCUGCUAUAAAAUAAAAGAUUGUUUGGAUGAAACUUGUCUUACUCGUCAUGAUACUUGCUUGGAAGGUAUGUACGUUGACUGGUAUUUAGAUGAAAUUUCAUCAGUAGAAAAUUGCAGUGCCACAGGUUUUUGUAAUGGAGAUACAUCUUUAACUUUAGAGGAAUGUGAAGACAUUGGUGGAGGAUUUUGUGGUUAUUGUACAAACGAAAAUAGCACAUGCCAUUCAGCAUCUCAAUACUUUGGUACAGAGACAACAUGUCAAAACCAAAAGAUUUGUUUAUCACCAAAUGGAGAGUUCCAAGUGGGUUUAACUGACCAACAAUGCGAAGAGGAUGUUUCUUAUUGUACAGAACCAUGUGGUUAUCAAUGUACUUCAACCCUAUCAACUAUGUCUGGUUGUUUAAUUUUUAAAAAAAAUAUAACUCAAGCUGAUUGUGCUAGUUAUCCUAAUACCGAAUGGACAGAAGAAAAAAAAACUUGUGUAGCUAAAAGCUUUACCACCCAACAGCAAUGUAGUGGCGCCUCUUUUACUUGGGUAGAUUGUUCAAAUAAAGGCGAGGGUGAAUGUAUGGGUCCAAUUCAAAAUUUGGAUAUUUGUUACCUUGAACCAGUCCAAUGUGCCACCAAAGAAGAGUGUGAAAACUCAGGUGUAUGCUCAGAUGAAUUCUAUUUCGAUCCAAAACAUGGUAACCCUUACUAUCCAUUUGGUGCAGGUAAAUGUGUAUUUAAACAUGGCUCAUAUCAAGGCGGUAUUACUUGUGAUGAUAGUGAUGGCAAGAACCAAAAUGAUUCACCAAAUGGUUGUUAUUUUACAUAUCCACUUCAUCUUACCAAGAGUGAUUGUGAGGCUGAUGGCGGUAAAUGGUGGGUCCCAGCUAUAGAUAAGGAUACAUGCGAGUCUCAAAUGGGUUGCAGGGUUUUAGAGUCUUCAACAGUUUCAAACUUACCAUUCAAUUAUUUAUUUAAUGAAAUGGACCAACAAGAGUGCGAAGGUUGUUAUCAGUCUUUUAAUGAAUGGACGAAUAAAUAUCAAUGGUCAAAUGCUAAAUGGUUAACAGGUGUAUCGAAGCCAACUCGAUGGAUCCCAACCGAAUUUGUACCAAAUCAACUUGGACCACAAUUUAACUAUGAAUUGUUUUAUAACAGUGUAAUGGAGUCAACAAAUACAUUAGUUGCAGAUUUAUUUAGAUCAGAAGCCUAUUGCAGAUUACAACAACUACAGUCAAAUUUAAAUUCAAUUACAUGCAGUUGUGGAUCAAGCAAGAGCGAUUAUUCGAAAUGCUUCGAGCAGUCAUCACCAUUAUUAGGUUUAUCAAAACCAUGCACCACCGAAAAAUCUACAUUUUCAUUUGAUUUUGGUCACAUUGAAUUUACCAAUAACUCAAUCGACUCAUCGUGUCAAUCUAUUACAGUUUAUUCUCAAUCCAAAGAGUUGUACACAUCAACAAGACCCGAAUCAUUAGCAUCAAAUUUCGUAUCCUAUAAGAAAACAGAUCUUUAUGGUAUUUUCAAUGAUAAUGGUGCUGUUAUUGGAACCCUACUAAGUGAUGGCAUUAUCAUUAAAUCACAAGAUGGUAUAAGAGAAGCAGUUAUUUGUUUUGUAGUUGCUACUGGUGAAAAGGUAAAUUCGAAAUAUCCAAUAUUUGACUUUGCUAUACAAUUAAAUAAUGAAACUAUCCCAACACCUUUACAAGUUGAAACUUAUUUUGAAAGAAAUAAUGAAACUUCAAAUACACUCAUUUGCUCAAUGGUUACCGAUAUUUCUCAAAAUGACCCAAUAUAUUUCCCAAUCAAUCGUAUUUCAGAUUAUCAAGAUCAACAAAAAGAAGUAUUUGAUGAUACAGCAAAAGGUUUAAUGUAUACUUUAGCAGUAAUUUUCAUUAUUGUUGCAUUAUGGGGUUUCUUUGAAAUUGCAUUAAUCAUUUAUAAUUAUUAUAACGAAUCUAAAAAGGCAUUCCAAUUGGUUCACCUUUUAAUCAUUAUUGUAACUCUAUUUAUUUUAAUCCGUGCCAUUUACUUUUUCAUUAUGCCAUCUGGUGCAUUAGCUUAUAGUCCAGUUGCAGAUUACAUUUUGGUUGUUUUGCCAACUUUCAUUUAUUUCACAGCCUUUACUAUUGUAGUGGUACUUUGGUAUGUUAUUUUCUUCUUGGUAUUAAAGAAACAUCGUUCAGCCGAGUCUCUAUCUAAAAGAAUUUACACAACCGUCGCAGUUAUAAAUGCCGUGCUUUAUCUUUUAUUCAUUGCCAUUGUUUUAGUAUUCCAAUAUACCAAACAAGAUAAACCUAAUAAUUGUGGAUCUCGUAUAGUUAUUCCAGUUGAAAGUACAACACCACAGCGUGUUGUUAGUAUUGUAUACGCAGUGGUCCAAGCUUUAAUUUCUUUGGUUAUAGGUUCAGCAUUUUUAUAUUUAGGUAGCAGUUUAUAUAGCGCAAUGAGAUCAAACAAAGUAGGAUCAACAUCAAACAAAGCACAUCACCAAAGAAAGAUCUUUACAUUAACUUUAACAUGCAGUAUUGGUUUCAUUUUACAUUGUAUUUUCGUUUUAAUUAUGGUAGCAGCAAAUGUAAAUUCAAUUAUAUUUAGUUUUAUUUGCUUGGUUUUAACUGAAGUAAUACCAGCCAUCUCCAUCUUGUGGUCAUUCGAUCAACGUAAUCCAUAUCAACAAAAAUCAAGUGAUGGUGGUUCCACCAGAGGUUCAUUCUCAAAAAAUAAUAAAUUAACAUCAAUUGGUAUCGGAAGUUCUACAACAGAUCGUCAAUCAAAUCAAUCUUCCUCAUCAUCCUAUGGUACCCCAAUUUCAAAUAAUGAUAUUGGUAAUGACUCAUCAAAUAUAACACCAUAG